This is a messenger RNA of Myotis lucifugus (little brown bat), 549 nucleotides long. RefSeq names its product interferon regulatory factor 9-like. Bases 83 to 334 code for a protein of 83 amino acids. Lineage: Eukaryota; Metazoa; Chordata; Mammalia; Chiroptera; Vespertilionidae. Gene Ontology annotation, biological process: regulation of transcription by RNA polymerase II; immune system process. Gene Ontology annotation, molecular function: DNA-binding transcription factor activity, RNA polymerase II-specific; RNA polymerase II cis-regulatory region sequence-specific DNA binding. The record is from RefSeq and is a predicted model, not a curated record. Gene Ontology annotation, cellular component: nucleus. The transcript is spliced from 2 exons.
CCACCCAGGUGGCCCCGCUGUCGCCCGAGCUGGGGGCCCUGUCGCUGCCGGCCCAGAGCUGCCCCCCAGCCCUGCAUCCCCGAUGGCCGGCGACCCCUGGCGGAGGGAAGAAGGGAAGGUCCCCGACGGCGACAACGGCGGACGACCCACGGCGGGGGCCGGGGGUCCCCUGCGGCUCCGUGACUGGCUGGUGUUGCAGGUCGAGAGCGGGAGCUACCCGGGGGUGCGCUGGGAGGACGAGGGCAAGACCCUCUUCCGCAUCCCCUGGAAGCACGCGGCCAAGCAGGGUUACCAGGCGCAGCAGGACGCGGCGCUCUUCAGGGGAUGGACAUAGCACCACAGUAUUCCUGCAGUAGAUAUCCCUGGGCCCUUCAUGAGCCUCUGUGAGAACUCCUUUUGAAUUGGAAUUUCUACUCACAGGGUAUGUUUCUACUUAAUUUAACUAGGCAUGCCAGAUGACCAUCUAGACCAGCGGUUCUCAACCUGUGGGUCGCGACCCCUUUGGGGGUCGAACGGCCCUUUCACAGGGGUCGCCUAAGACCAUCGGAA